AUGACUGGAGAUAGGUGCAGCUUAGUGUCCAAGGAAACACGUUUGGCUUUGAGUGAUAUGACUAAUGUUCCGAGCAAGAGAGCGAUUUCUUCGAUUCUGGGUGAUUUUCUAUUGAAAUCUGGAGAUGAUUCCGGGAAGAUUGUUGCUCGUGAAGGCUCCGGUGUAAAGUUUUCCAAGAGGUUGUGUUUAGUUGUAGACGACUUGGUCAAGGAGAGUACUAGGACUAGUGAUACAAACGACGGUUCUUCUUCUGAUGACAAGAACAGUUUCGGUGGUGAUUCAGAAAAUGUCGAUGUAAAAGAAUCUCAGGGUGAAACCAAUGCAGUAGAAAAUGGUGUUCAACAUUUGAAAGUUGAGGAUGGUGAUGCUGUGGUGGAACUUAGUCAGAACAAGGAGGACUCAAACAUGCCUGACUUUGGGAGUCAAACCGGUGAAGACUUAACCGUGACUCUAGUCAGUAGCAGCAACAGCGAAAGUGAUGACAAGUUGGCGAUGGUGGCUCCUGAAGGAACGGGUCUGUUACCUAAUUCUCAGGCUAGUAUCAAAUCGUUUAGUAUCAACAGAUGUUCGGCUGUUGAGAGUAUGGGGAUUGUGAAUCACGCUGAUGAUGAGCUCAAAUCUUGCUCUUGUUCUUUUUGCCUGAAAGCUGCGUAUAUCUGGUCAGAUCUUCACUAUCAGGAUAUCAAAGGUCGAUUAUCUGUGUUGAAGAAGAGCCAGAAAGAAGCUAGUAGCCUGAUCCAAAGGAACGGUAAAGGAAAGCCAACGGAUAUUCAUGGAUCGGAAAACUCCAAUAACUCUGCAAAUUCAGAAUUCGAUCUCAUGGGUCAAUGGACAUCUCUCUUUCUUAACAUGGAGGGUAUCUUGGCUCGUGAAAGCAACCACCUCCAAGAUAGCUUCGUAACCAUGAAAGAGUUGAGAGAAAAUUGCAAGAUUGAUCUGGAGAGAGCGACGAAAACACCUCAGCACAACAAGACUUAG
Molecule: messenger RNA, 978 nt
Organism: Microthlaspi erraticum
Lineage: Eukaryota; Viridiplantae; Streptophyta; Magnoliopsida; Brassicales; Brassicaceae
Source: the annotation of a GenBank genome assembly